Dioscorea cayenensis subsp. rotundata (Guinea yam) is the source of this 597-nucleotide messenger RNA. Its product is annotated as cytokinin riboside 5'-monophosphate phosphoribohydrolase LOG1-like. The record is from RefSeq and is a predicted model, not a curated record. The transcript has 7 exons. Gene Ontology annotation, biological process: cytokinin biosynthetic process. Gene Ontology annotation, molecular function: hydrolase activity, hydrolyzing N-glycosyl compounds. Lineage: Eukaryota; Viridiplantae; Streptophyta; Magnoliopsida; Dioscoreales; Dioscoreaceae. Gene Ontology annotation, cellular component: nucleus; cytosol. The coding region runs from base 88 to 597 and encodes 169 amino acids.
AGUUACCAAGAUGCUGCUAUAAAUCUUGGCAAAGAACUGGUGUUGAAGAACAUUGAUUUGGUAUAUGGAGGAGGAAGUAUUGGAUUAAUGGGUUUGAUUUCUCAGACUGUAUUUAAUGGUGGUAGAAAUGUUAUAGGUGUCAUUCCAAAAGCUCUAAUGGCUAGAGAGAUCACUGGUAUCACUGUCGGAGAAGAAAAAACGGUUAUAGACAUGCACCAUAGGAAAGCAGAGAUGGGCAGCUAUGCUGAUGCCUUUAUUGCUUUGCCAGGAGGUUAUGGAACUCUUGAAGAGCUUUUUGAAGUAAUUAUCUGGGCACAAUUAGGCAUACAUAGCAAACCGAUUGGUUUGUUAAAUGUUGAUGGAUAUUAUAACUCGCUACUUUCAUUCAUCGACAAAGUUCUAGAAGAAGGGUUCAUCAACCUAGCUGCACGGCAGAUCAUCAUUUCUUCUUCAAAUGCAAAGGAAUUAAUUGAAAAAAAAUAUUCCUCGCAUUCAUCUCCCAAAAUCCCAUCUUUAGACACUCUGAUUGACCUCAACCUUCCUGCUGCCAUGGAUGACAACGUUGAACACUCCACUGUCUCUGAUACACAUCCAUAA